This is a messenger RNA of Monoraphidium neglectum, 546 nucleotides long. RefSeq lists its product as hypothetical. The transcript is spliced from 6 exons. The record is from RefSeq and is a predicted model, not a curated record. The coding region runs from base 1 to 546 and encodes 181 amino acids. NCBI's taxonomy places the organism in Eukaryota, Viridiplantae, Chlorophyta, Chlorophyceae, Sphaeropleales, Selenastraceae.
AUGAGAGAAUGUAUGACAUGGGCUGUCCUGUACGGCAUAUUUGCGGCAGUGCUGCUGGGUGCGGCCGCCAGCGCUGCGCGGCUGUGGUGGCUGCGGCGGCCGCUGAAGGUGCUGCGCGCAGCCAAGGACCACCCCGAGGCGCUGCGCAACAUGGGCAAGGUGUACCGCUUCCGCAGCACGAUACAGGUGGAGAUUCUGGCGCGUGUCAUGCGCAAGUGGGAUGAGGACGGCCAGCCUGAUGAGGAGGCCUGCGCCCUGGGGGAAUUCAUCAACAAGUGCGGCUUAGCGCGCUUCCCGAACAGCGCCACCCUCAUGAUCGCCCUGGCCAACUUUCAAAUAGAGGCCCGCAAGGAUGGUCACGCCGCACGCACCCAGCUGCAGCUGGCUGUCAAGGCCAACCCUUCCACCAUAGAACGCUUCUUCAUCUUCAAGCGCGUGUUCUGGCAGGCGUUGCUCCACGACACUGUCGCGUUCAAGAGCCUCCAGACCAGCUUUGCCGUCAUGAGCCAGGCAGAGAAGCAGGCUGCGCAGAUAUACCGCAGGUAG